Torulaspora delbrueckii is the source of this 2163-nucleotide messenger RNA. RefSeq lists its product as uncharacterized. The record is from RefSeq and is a predicted model, not a curated record. Lineage: Eukaryota; Fungi; Ascomycota; Saccharomycetes; Saccharomycetales; Saccharomycetaceae. The transcript has a single exon. Bases 1 to 2163 code for a protein of 720 amino acids.
AUGCGGUUCCCAAAUGAGCUAGUUGACCUUAUCAUAUCCGAGGGGUUGGAUAGUUGUAAGACAUCGAUAUCGUGGUCUCAUAUUAACUGUCAUUAUAGAGACCUUGUGAGGAAGCAACUGGGAGUUGUGGUGGUAGAAGAUGGUUCUAAGAAGCGACAUGUUACUCAGCGAUUUCUAGAUUACGAGAUACUUAUGACCAAGGAUAAUACUUUCCAUAUUGCAACAAAUCAUCCGCAAUUUGAGCAGUUAAAAGGGUUUAUUACUGAGUUUUCGAGUCUCCUGGUGGUGAUUUACUCAGAUAGAAGCUACAAUGAUGUUUUGGCCAGUAUGCUGAACGAUAUCGCUCAAACGGCUCUUGAAGGGACCAACUUGUGCAUAAUUUACAGCAAUUCGUUGAACUUUCUCAGUAAGCUCUAUUUCCGAGAGUUGUCAUUGUAUCGAAAGAAGGUGAAACUGUGUGAGCUACAUGUUUUGGGGAAUGGUGAGGCCAACAAGGACGAAAUGUGUGAUCUUAAUACGCUAUUCGAACGAACAUAUCUCUACAAUCUGAAUAGCAUAUAUUCGCUUGAUAUUCAGAAUACAUCCCAUCAAUUCAUUGCUGAGGAUCUGGAUACCAUAAAGCAAUUGAAUUAUUUGGUAUAUGAUGAAGCGUCUUCAAGUUUUCUUUCGAGAUGUCCUAAACUUAGGGUCAUAGAAUCAAUGAAGUUUCCCGUAGGCGAUCCCGAUAUGUCUUUCAGGCUCCCUCGGUGUGACUCCAUAACAUUGACACAUUUUGUUUCGGGAUCUCACUACCCGCCGGUAGAUGGCCAGGAUAUUAGAAAAGAGCUGACUUUAGUUCCAUCUUUGCGAUCGGACGAUCCACAAUUUAGUAAUCUAUUCUUCCCGAGCCUUAGGAAGCUGACGCUUAGGCUGAACGAUACGAUGAGUCAUUCGGUCUCCUUUCGUGAUUGUAACUUCUCGACGCUGAAAUGCCUUGACUGUGGUUCCUCUAUAAUACCAUGGGCUGAUUUGUCAUCAGCCUCCCUCUGUCUGCGUGAACUUAUGAUCACUUUAGUGUCAGAAGAACAAUUACAUUGGCUCGAAUCCUGUCCUUUUCCACUCACUAAAUUAUCUAUUUAUACCCCAAAAGUUAGGUUCUCAGAUAUUCCAUCCUCCCGCUCGUUCGAGAUAAGUCCUUUUAAAUCGAGUGUAACUUCUUUGGAAUUGAAGAAUUUGUGGCAAUGUUACUUGCUUCAAAAACUUAUUAUUCCCAGUGCUGAGUCUACCAGCUCGCUAACUAUCGCUUUUGAUGAAGGUGCUUUGAUGAACUCAAUAGCCUCAAAUCCGAAUUUGGCUAAGAAAUGCGAUCUAAUUCAUGAUGAAGAGUACAUUAUUUUCAAAGUUCCAUUCAUGCAGCGGUUUCGCCUGAUUGAUAUGAGCCACUAUGAAGAUCGUAAUUUGAAGGCUGAACACAUGUCGAAUGUAUCAUCCAUCGAUGUCGGCAAUUCGGGAUCCUCCACUGCUUACGCUAAUGUGUUUUUUGAUAUCAAUGCUUCAAGUGACAUGAACUAUGCCGUCUCACCUUCAGAAUUUCGGCUGAACAGUUUAGCAGGUGCGAAUAGUGAUAUGGCUAGAAGGCAAAGCGCUAUCGUGUUUUCCAAUGGUACCCGAGAAAGAAGAGCCUCCUCGAUUACGUCUACUUUCUCUCCGCCAGUGAUUGCGCCUUCCGAGGAUCCCUUUGAGGGAGAUACAGUAAUCUUUGAAUUUACUGAAAACUGCCCCUCAGUAUUCACAACAAACUUACGAGCCUUAGAGUCAUCUCUUUUCUCCUGGCAGGAAGUUAAUAGUAGCCGUAUUCCGCUAUUGCAAAUCCUGAUUCAAGAUAUUGUUGCAGAGGAACUUGAAAACUUCGAAUCUUUGAUACCCAAGCUAUCAUCGCAAAUUAUCGAGGCACUCACUUUUCCUUACGAUGUUAGAAUGCCCAUGAUGAUAAUAGAAAAGUUUCAGAUUGUGAUUGAUUUUUCAGGCAUUGAUUUUAUGAUGACCGAAGAGCGUAGGUCUGUAUUCUCCAUCGAUCUGCACACGUACUUGGCUUAUAAAGGUCAUAAGGUGCGCAUGCUGACGGAUGAAGACAAUACCGAUUUCAAGGUAUCUGUACUGCUAUUGUUUGAGACGAAAUACUAG